This is a messenger RNA of Saccoglossus kowalevskii, 2377 nucleotides long. Its product is annotated as pyridoxal phosphate homeostasis protein-like. Gene Ontology annotation, molecular function: pyridoxal phosphate binding. Lineage: Eukaryota; Metazoa; Hemichordata; Enteropneusta; Harrimaniidae. The record is from RefSeq and is a predicted model, not a curated record. Gene Ontology annotation, cellular component: intracellular anatomical structure.
AAAUACUUCCCACAAUGAAGAUAUUCAGUGAAUCGUGUACAAUCGAACCGACUGAUUAUAAAAUACUAAUACUAUCACAAUGAAGAAAGCUGUAAUGAUGGCAGCAGACAACGACGUUGGAAAAACUCUAAAAUCGGUCCUUGAAAGAAUCCAAACAGCAUGUGACAGUAGGUCACAGGACUUGCCCAAAGUACAGCCACGACUUGUUGCUGUGAGUAAAACCAAAGCGAUCUCUACAAUCCAAACAGCUUACAUACAUGGACAAAGACACUUUGGUGAAAAUUAUGUGCAUGAAAUUAUUGAAAAAGCGACUGAUCCUACCAUAAUCAAUGAAUGUUGUGAUAUUAGAUGGCACUAUGUUGGACAUUUACAACGAAACAAAGUGAAUAAAAUUAUUGGUAUUCCUAAUUUAUUUAUGGUUGAGAGUCUUGACACCCCGAAGCUAGCUGACGUACUGAAUGCAGCCUGGGGUAGAAAGAAGAAAGUAGGUAAACUUAAAGUAAUGGUGCAAGUCAAUACCAGCAAUGAAGCCAGUAAACAUGGGUGCAAAUUAUGUGAUGCUGAGAGUUUAGCUGGUCAUAUUCUACUAAGCUGUUCCAAUUUAGAAUUUAAUGGUUUAAUGACUAUUGGUAGGGUCAAUCAUGAAUUAAGUCAAGGACCAAAUCCAGAUUUCCAGCAACUUGUGCAAUGCAGGGAAGAAAUUUGCAAAAAAUUUAUGUUGGAUAAAGCCACAGUGGAGCUGAGUAUGGGAAUGUCUAAUGACUUUGAGCAUGCAAUUUCUGUUGGCAGUACCAAUGUACGAGUAGGAAGUGCAAUCUUUGGUGCAAGGCCUGAUGCAACUAAACAGUCCAAGUCAAGAACCAAGAAUGUUGUCAGUAAACCAGAAGCUAGUAAUGACAAUGCUGCUAUGAAUCAUGUAUCCCAGAAUUUGGAUAGCUUAACAGUGUCAUAAGAGAUGUGUAUACCGGGUUACAUGAAGACUCUAUGAAGCUCCUAUUUCAAGAGAUUAUUUUAUACUGUUACAGUGAUAAUAAUACUGUCUUGUUAAACAUUUGAAAAUCCAAUAUCAUUCAUUGAUGUAUUACUAUUAUAUUUUUCAUCAUGUUUGUAUAUAAAAUGGGAGUUCUUCAUAUUUUCCAGGCACUAAAGUGAUAUUGUGAUUGGAUAAUGUAAAUAUUUAAAUAAUAAUGCUACUGCAGCUUUUUCAUAUUUUGGUGCUAUAUUUUACUCUUUUCAGAUACCGUGUCAUGUGUCCAUUGUACUUUUACUAUUUUUUUUCUCCCUGGUAUUUGCUUGAACUGUAUUACCUAAGUAGUCUUUGUUUAUUGUAUAACAUCAAGUAUACCUGAUGCAAAAAUUGUACAUACAACCAGUAAAUGAUUGCUGUGGGAUCUAUUCCCAGCUGGCAGCUAGGGGAUUCUGACAUAUCACAUUACCAAACUUGGAAUGUACUUUUGAACAGCUAGGAACUCAAGGGAUGUGCUGUAUCUAUUGUUUCUCUCAUAUAUACCACUAAUUCAAUAAAACCAUAAACUGGAGGAUGAUUACUGAUUGCUCAGUAAGUUGCAUUCCAUAAAAACUAAUUAUGCUUAUUGAGGGUAUAUAUUUUGAAAAUGGAUAUUGUUAUUUUUUUCAACACAUGUGGUGCAUACUAUACCUAGUUGUUUGUAAACAAGUUUAUUAUUUAUCAUUUUGCAAACUUAAAAUGUGCAUUGGUUCUUUUCAGUCAUCUUCAACAUAUUCUGUUAUUUAUACUAUCUCUGGCUAGCAGGUACCUGUAUUUUUAGCUCUGCUAGAGCAGAGUUGUUUAUAUCGAUGAUUGUCUAUCAUCAUCAAUAAUUGUAUUUCCAUCUUAUUCUUGAAAACUACCAGCUCAAUUGCUUUGAUAUUUGAUAUGUAGGUACCUUGAGUGGACCUCCGUCAGAUUUGUUCAUUUCGUAACGUUACCUUUAAUUCUCUAUUUUUUUUUGAUGACAUACCGUAUAUUGGAUGUUGUCGUUAAAGUCAAUGUGAAGUCCCAGAGCCCCCAAUCACUGUUUUUAUCUCCACUGUCGAGUGUUUGUUGUCCGCCGUUUUGUCUGAAUGCUUUGGUAUCAUACAUACAGGUACCUCAGGUGGACUGAUCUCAGAUUUGUUCAUAUUGUGAUAUCUUCAAUUGAAAUGUGCAUUGCUGACAGCAUAGCUAUAGGCUGCUCAGUUGUUUACCAAUAUUAUGAAUUACAUGUUAUUCAGAUUUGUUUAUUUUAUUAUUUCUUGUACGUAAAUCUGCCAUGUGUUCAUCUUUGUAAAAAUCCACCAAACAGAAUGUUGUGUGAAUGUGGAUGACAGUUUUGUAUAUUAAAUGACCAUCUAUGGUCUAAUUGUUUCAUUCUCUGCC